Molecule: messenger RNA, 1310 nt
Organism: Rosa rugosa (rugosa rose)
Lineage: Eukaryota; Viridiplantae; Streptophyta; Magnoliopsida; Rosales; Rosaceae
Product: short-chain dehydrogenase reductase ATA1
Exons: 1
Coding region: 313-1152 (279 amino acids)
Source: RefSeq, a predicted model, not a curated record
AUUCCAGAAUCCUAAUUAUGGUUUAGAAGUAGUUAGAAAGAAAGAAGAGCGUGCAGAAUUGAAUAAUCAGAUUGCUAAAGAGUACCGCUCAACUUUUUUAGAGUUACCCCAAUUGUUUAGUCCUCUUAACUAAGUUUAACUUCCAUUAUUAAUAGAGGCCAUCAAACUGCUGAUAGACAUUUAAAGGGAACUAAUAUGGAGCCGAAAAUUCUACUGCGUGAACUGGAUGAAGAAGCACGCAUACUGCCUGCUAAGAAGUUUGUUAAAUUUGAGUCGUGUUUGUACUAUUUAGCCGCUGAAGUGUGAAUUCUAAUGCUGUGUAUGGUUUUAAAUUGUGCUAGGUUGGUGAACAAAGUCGCAGUUAUAACUGGGGGUGCAAGAGGGAUUGGAGCUGCUGCGGCCAAGCUAUUUGCCCGAAACGGUGCCCAUGUUGUGAUUGCCGACAUACUUGACGACUUGGGAGCUGCACUGGCCGACUCUAUUGGGGGACGGUACAUACACUGUGAUGUGUCCAAGGAAUCUGAUGUUGAAUCAGCUAUUGAGCUUGCACUCGGAAGGACAGGCCAGCUUGACAUCAUGUUCAACAAUGCUGGUAUUUCUGGUCCGUCGGGGAGUAUAACCAGCCUUGACAUGGGAAAGGUGCAGCAACUACUCUCAGUCAACACUUUCGGCUGUUUACAUGGGAUUAAGUAUGCAGCAGCAGCUAUGAUCAAAACCAGAACAAGCGGGAGCAUCAUCUGCACAUCGAGCACUGCAGCUAUCAUGGGCGGCCUUGGUGGACAUGCCUACACAUUGUCAAAGGAGUCCAUCAAUGGACUGGUGAGAAGCGCUGCAUGUGAGUUGGGAGUCCAUGGCAUUCGUGUGAACAGUAUUUCUCCACACGGGGUUCCUUCAGAGAUGCUGGUCGCUGCCUACAGAGAGAUUCUUGGGAAAGAGGAUAUGCAGGCCGAAGAUGUAAGCAAGAUUGUGGGAGAAAGGGCGAGCUUGUUGCAUGGCAGAUGUGGAACUGUGGAAGAUGUCGCAGAAGCUGCAUUAUUCCUUGCCAGUGAAGACUCAGGGUUCAUAACAGCCCAUAAUCUUGUCCUUGAUGGGGGUUAUACUUCUGCUGUCAGUACCAUGAGCUUCAUUUAUCAAUUUACCAAUAGACAAUAGUCACACAUACCAGUGGUGAAUGUCAAUCUUAUAUAACAUAUACAAGCAUGAAACUGCUUCCUGAGUUUAAGCAUAAUGAGAAUUCUUUUGGUAGUAGUUGCAAAGUACCACCAAACGUUGGAGAACCUUUAAGGGAGAUAUCACUAAGAGAGUUCGGA